CCCGGCUUCUGAGGCCCAAUAUGCAACUUUCGCGCGCUUUUGAUAUCGUUUUCCCCUCUUCCCAAUUCAAAACUGUGGGUACUGACGAAGCAAAAAUGCAGAAUCUAUCAAACCAGAAGCUUGAGGAUUGGGGCAAAGAAUCGGAAUCUCUGAUGUCUUCCGGUGGCGUUUUCUUCCCUCAUGGAACUCCUCGCGCCAGGUUUCUCCCGAAGUCCGUAGAACCAGCGUAUAAUCAUCUAACCUCGUUCCUAUACCAGUUCAAAUCUAAUAGCGAGAUUCUAUAUAAAGAACGGGUCCGGUUUCUUUUUAAUUUCAACUGUUUCUUUUGCUUGGGCGUUAUAUUUUGUGAAAUAAUCUAUAAGUUUUACGGUUUUCAUUUCGGUUUGUCAAACUUAAGGAAUGGAUGCUUUGCAAGUUAACAAUGGAUUACUUAGUGAACUUGAAUUCAUGGGAUUUUCCGAGAGCCGAGCCAAGAAGGCACUUCAAUCUUCUGGUAAUUCGAGUAUUGAGGCUGCUAUAAAUUGGCUUAUUGAUCAUGAGAAUGACCCAGAUGAUGAUCAGAAAAGCCCGGAUGAUGAUCAGAAAAGGCCAGAUGAUGAUCAGGAUGACCCGGCCGAGGUCCCAGUGAUUAUUGAUAUUGAAGGUCCUUCGAUUUCUGAAGAAGUAGAGUCUAGAGCACAGGGACUAAGGGAUAGAGCGCGCAGUAAAAUGGAAGAGGAAGCGAAAAAGCUAGAAAGAGAAAGGGAAAAGGAAAGAAUUCAAUCCGGUAAGGAGUUGUUAAUGGCAAAGCGACGGGCAGAAGAAACUGAAAGAGAACGCUUUAUAGCACAACGGAAGAAAGACAAAGAGGAAGAAAGAAGGGCAAGAGAUAGAGUUCGACAGAAGUUGCUGCAGGAUAAGGCAGAAAGAAUGGGGAUACAUAGCGCAUCCUUGAUGAACGAAAAGGAGAGACAGAACCCAUUAGUGACCAAGUCUGCUCCCUUGCCUGAUUAUUCUGCUCCGAGGACAGAGCUCAUGAGAGAAUGUCUGAGAUCUCUUAGGCGUCAAUACAAGGAAGAUGAUACCAAGGUGAAAAGGGCAUUUCAAACACUUCUAAUAUAUUGCAGAAAUGUGGUCAAUAAUCCUGAUGAAGAAAAGUUCAGGAAGAUCAGGCUAAGGAAUCCAGCCUUUCAGGCCAGAGUUGGAUUUUGCAGGGAAGGCAUUCAGUUUCUUGAGCUCUGCGGAUUUGAAAGAGUUGGAGGAGAUCAGUUCUUGUUCUUGCCCAGAGAAAAGCUUGACAUGGCUGUGCUGAAGUCUGCUGGGAUUGUAUUGCACUCUGCUAUAACCAAUCCCUUCUUUGGGCUUCUCUCAAAGUAAGUGAAGAUCAAGACUGCCAAGGAUUGCUCAACUUAUCAGACAAAGUGGAAUACAACAUAUAUAGUGCAGAAGAUUGAUAAUUUAGAAUGUAAUGAGGUUUCAAAGUCAUGGAUGGGAUAGCAUGUGGAAGGAAUCCACACCUUACUAAGAUCUCUUCAUAUCUCAAAUGCCAAAUGCUUUAUUCUAGUUGAGA
Ipomoea nil (Japanese morning glory) is the source of this 1549-nucleotide messenger RNA. Its product is annotated as UBX domain-containing protein 1-like. NCBI's taxonomy places the organism in Eukaryota, Viridiplantae, Streptophyta, Magnoliopsida, Solanales, Convolvulaceae. Gene Ontology annotation, molecular function: protein binding. Bases 400 to 1356 code for a protein of 318 amino acids. The record is from RefSeq and is a predicted model, not a curated record. The transcript is spliced from 10 exons.